This is a messenger RNA of Paramecium primaurelia, 1651 nucleotides long. NCBI's taxonomy places the organism in Eukaryota, Ciliophora, Oligohymenophorea, Peniculida, Parameciidae. The record is from the annotation of a GenBank genome assembly.
AUGCAAUCAAGAGGUCUGUCAACACCUGGAAAAUAGAAAUAAGAGGUACUUUAAAUAGUAUUUGAUCUUGGAGAAAAGAAAAAAGUAUGUUAAUCUAUAUAGGAUUUAAGGAAACAUUGCAUGUAUAUGAUGAUUCUGAUAUAACUAUGAUUGCAAAAGAAUUUGUUAACAAACAUUAAUUAAGAGAAGAGGCGUCUAUUUUAAUUGAAUAAACUAUAAUCAGUAAUCUAUAAGAUAGUCAUUGUUCUAAAUAAAGCAUUUUCGAUCGAUUACAUAAUGAAGCUGCCGUUAAGACCCAAAAAAGAUAAUAAUAAUUUAUCACAAACAGUUUAUCUUAAACUUUCAGUCCUCAAAAAACAUUAGCAUAUAAUCCUGGAGAAUAGUUGUAUUUAAAAUCAAAGCAAAGUCGAGUCUUAGAACCUAAAUAAGAUAUUUUAUAUUCAUUCAAACCAUAUAUAAGUGAGAAAAGUUUGUCUUUAGCAAAAAGACCAAAUAUGUCUACUUAAGAUUAUUUGAUUAUGCAAGGCAAGCAAAUGGCAUAAAGAAAAGAAUAAUUAAGAAGCAGUAGAAUGGCUGAAUAGAAUUAAUAAUGCUCAUUUUAACCUACUAUCAAUCCUAUGUAAAAUUAGUUUAAAAAUUUUGAUUAGAAGCCAAAAGAUUACUCAAGAAAAAGAAAGAAAUUAUUCAAGUGCUUAAAAAACUCAUAUACAUGAUAGAUUAUAUUAAUAAGGUUUAAAUUCGAUAAAGAAAAAGAAAGAAGCUAGCCAAAUGAUUAAUUAAUCUUAUAUGAUGUCUCCUUUAAAACGAAAACCUUCAGAUAUACCAUUUCUAGAAAGAAUGCAAAUAUCAAUAUAGAAAAGAUAAAGAAAAUUAGAAGAAACUGUAAUGACUGAAGAACCUACACAUGAUAUAACAACUGGUUAAAAAUUAUAUCGUCCAAUUAUAGGAAGACCACCUAACAAUGAUGUAAUCAUUAUUUAAACAAUUUAUUAUAGAGAAAUAACUCUAAUCUUCCAAUUGGAGAUUAUCUAUUUCAAAUGAGAACUGUGUAAGAAGAUCAUCAUAAUUAUUUAAUUGAAUAAUAAAAAUAAUCUCUUAUUAAUUCUUUGGCAAAAUCUUCAGAAAAAUCAAACUAGAUUUAUGAGGAUAAAAAAAGAAAGGUUCUUGAAGAAAUAUUCACUUUACUUGAUUCAGAUGGAGAUGGAUAAAUUUCGGCAUCCUCUAUAGAAAUAUCUGGUAUUUAAUCAGAAAUAUUAUAAAUAUUGGCACCCCUUUUAUGUGAAAUGGAAUCAAUCUAAGCACAUUUAGAUUUAGAAUCAUUUAUUGAAGCAGCUAAUAGAUUAAUAUAAUCUUUAAAUGUAUCAGAUAAAAAUAAAUUAAUAAAUGGAUUAAGACAAAAAAAAAUACUAGAUCUCGAAUAAUGUACUUUUUAAGUAAAAGAUUUUAUUAAAAAUAGCCUACAUUAUGUAAUCAUUCUAUGAAAAUAGUUAAAUCCUGUCCAAAAUAACAAUAGAAUGUAAUUAUUCUUAUUUUAUUUAAGAAACUUGAGUUAGUGAAAUAAGAGUAGGAGUAAAAAGUUAUGUAAGAAUGUACAUUUAAGCCUCAAUUAUAUAAUCCACUAAAAAUUUAUGAUUUUAUACUUAACCCAUGA